AUGAGUAGUCUUAAAUUAUAUAGGUGUAAAAAUUUAGCUAACUUAUAUGCUAAAAAUAAAGAAAUUAACGAAUAUCUAAAUAUAUUAAAGUAUUUAGAUUGCUCAAAUAAGGAAAAUAUAAAUAGUUUGAGAAUAUUUUUUUUUGAUGAAUUUUAUCCAAUAGAGGAUAACAAAAUAAAUGAAAAAAUUACACAUAUUAAUGAAACAAAUAUCCAAACAUUAUAUAAGGAAAAUAAAACAUUAAUCAAUAAAAAAUUGCAUUACAAUAAAUCUUUUGAGGAAGUCGAAUUUAAAGAUAAAACGAAUAAAGAAAUAAAGUAUUAUGAAAUAUACAUUUUUUAUGAUGAUAAAUUUGAUGCUAAUUUGAUAUAUAACACAUUGGGAUUAGAUAUAUAUGAAAUACCCUUUAAUAUUAAUGAUAUAGAACAUUUAAAAGAAAAAUUAGUGUUAUGUAGAUCAACAGACUAUGAAUUAGAAUGUGAUAUUCAACAAGAAAAUGAAAUAUUUUUUAAUUUUAAAUGUUCUAAAAUAAAUAAAGUUUUAUCAUGUUUAAAUACAAAAUGUGUCAACUCCUUUUCAGGAACACUCAUAAAAUUGUCAAUGGAAAUAGAUUUAAACAAAAAUGAAAUUUUAGAAAAAAUAAGAAAAGCUACAACUGAACUUAUGUUGUUUUCAAGAAAUAUAGAGCAUAUUGAUAUAGAGAUAAAUGAUUCCUCUUUUUUUAGAUGGAAAAAAGAAAAAAAAAUCAUAAAUAUUUCCAGUUUAGAAAAUGAAAUAAAAUUAAAAAAGGAAAUAAAAUAUUUCUGUGUGGAGCAUAAAUCUAACGAAGUCAUUACUGAUUACGUAAUAUAUGAAAAAAUAAUUAAAAAUAAUAUUUCAUCUGAUAUUGAUAAAGAAAUUAUAUUUUUUUACUCACCAGAAUUAUAUGAAAUAGAAAAAGAUAAUAGAAAGGAAAAAAGCUUAUACUUUGAUGAUAUAAUUUCCAUAAAUUUUUUAGAAAAUAUUCCAGUAUUCGUAAGAACAAAAGAUGAUAAAACUUCAUUAAUAAAUGAUAUAUUUUUGGAUUAUUCUUCUUAUUCUUUAUGUGAUAUAUAUAUUGAAUUUUUAUUAUUAUUACGCGAAUUAAAUUAUUCAUGUAGCAAUUAUAAUUAUUCCUACUAUUUACCAUUGUUAGAUAUAGAAAAAAAUAAUACUCUAAAUAAUUUUAUAUGCUUUUUAUUCAAACAAUUAUUUGAUGAUGAGAAAAAGUUAAAAUUGUUUUUCAAUGGGUAUAAUUGGUUAAGUUUUAAUGAAUGCAUAUUCAUUUCAAAUAAUCUUAUAGUGUUUGAUAAUUGCAUGUCAGAUAUUAUAAGAUAUUCAGAUACAAAAAAUUUACUUUUUUUAGAUAAAAAGGUGAAAAAUUCCUUGUAUUAUUAUUUAAAUGAAUUGAAUGAAGAAGGAAAUUAUGAUUUGAUUAAAAAGAUUUUACGAUAUAAUUUAAAAUAUAUUGAUGAUAUUCCUGAAAAUAUUAAAAACAUAGACAUUUAUUACAAUAAUGCAGAGCUAUUAAACAAACAGUUUGAAAGCAAAAAUAAUAAAUUUUUUUGUGAAAUAGUUAUAGAUAAUUUGAAAUAUAUGCAGUUUGAAAACUGCAUAAAUAUUUUAGUUCAUUUACUAAAAUUAAAUGAAAAUUCUAUAAACAGAUUCUUAAAAAAUUAUUCUUGCUUUCCAAAUGAAGAAAAAAAGCUAAAAAAAAUUAGCGAAUUAAUAUUUUUAGUGGACAAAGAAUAUUACAAAAAUUGCAAGGAAAUAAAAAAAAGCGAAUUAAUUUCCUUUUUAAAUAAAAGUAGAGGAAACCCAUAUAAUUAUAGUGAGAAUAAUGAAAACAAUAAAGAAUAUCAAGAAGAAAAUAUGAAUUCUAACAGAAGGUUAAAUAAUUUUAUUGAUACUGAAAAUCUAAUAUCAAUGAGUUUUAUUAAAAAAGUAGGAAAAGAGGAAAUAGAAAAAUUAAAAUCAUUAGGACUAACUAUAAUUGAUGAAUUAUAUAAAUUAAGUGAUGACAUAAAUGAUAUUUUAUUUGAUUUAAAUAAAUUAUUUUAUAGUUCAAAUGUCUAUGAAAAUAAAUUAAAAAUUUUAGAUAAAAUAAUUCAUCAAAUAGAAAAAAAUUUUAAAUAUUUUGAGGAUCCUAAAAUAUUACAAACAAUUAAAAAUGCCUUUUUUUUGCCUAUAUAUAAAAGUAAAACUUUUAACUAUGAAUAUUUGAUGAAUAAUUCAUUAGUAAAUCAUAAAAGAUUAAGUAGCAAUAUUAACAAGUGUAUUACAAAUAAAAGUGUUGUAAAACAUGAAAGCAAUGAAAAAAGAUUUAACAGCAACAAUGAUAGUAGUAAUCAUAUAAAUCUACUAAAUAAUAUAAGUAGCAAUAAUUCAAAAAAUCAUAUAGACACUGUAAAUAUAACUGUGAAUAAUAGUGAUGACAUAUUAAUGGGAAAUAAGAAAGAAAAAAAGAAUGAUAAGUAUACAAUAGAUUUUAUUAGAAUUGGUGAAGGUUAUGAUAAAAGAUAUUUUAAUAUAAUAUUUUUAAAAAAAAAAACUUAUAAUUUAGAAAACAUUAAUAUUUCUUCAAAUUUAAUUAAACUUUUGGAUUUAUAUAAGAAGCCUCCAAUAACUCAUGUGUUAGAUCAUCUUGAACUUCUAAUUAAAAAUUUUAAAAGUAUAUGUUUACAAAAUAUAUCAAAAGUAUAUGAAGACAUAUAUGAAUUUUUUGAAAAUUAUAUAAUUGAAAAUGGAGUAAAGGAAAAAUUAAGCACCAUUGUAAAUAACACUACUGAUAAUGAAAUGUUGGGUGAAAUUAAAAUUAAAGAAUAUCAAAAUUUUUUAAACUUUAUUCAAAAAAAAAAUUUUAUUUAUAUUAAAAAUAAACUAUGGAAAUCGAAGAAUGUAUUUUUAAUAAAAAAUAUUCCCUUUAACAUUUUUUUUUGUGAACUACCGAAGUUAUAUAAAAUUAAAUACCCGAACUUAUGGGAGUUGAGUUUUGUACAGCUAAAAUUAAAACAUUCUAAUUUAGUAAGAAUACUAAAUGAAAUAAAAAAUAAAUCAAUUAUAAAAAAUAAAAUGAAUGAAAAAAAUAAAAAAAGGGAAAUUAUAGAAGAAAAAAUACAGUUAAGUGGCCUACUAAAAAUUUCCUACAUAAACAUCUUAAAUAUGAUUGAUAACUCUAUUUGUGAUAUGAGUACUGAUUUGAAUGAAUCAUUCGAGUGUAUAAGUUUCAAUGAAAAUGAAACCUCUUUAAAAAAUGAAAAAAAUAGGCAAGAUGAAAAAAAAACAAGCAUUGAGAUUUCGAAUAAAUUAAGAUGCUUCUGUUUUCAAAAUAUAUAUUUACCAAAUAAUAAAUACGUUCUGAUAAAAAAGGAAGAAUCUGUUUUUAUUAAAAAUUGUGUGAAAUAUAAUCUUGAAUUACAGAAAAACGUUGUACAUAAGGACAUCAAAGAAAGUAUAAUUGAUUUAUUAAAUGUACCAAAAAAACAAGAAGAAAAUGAUAUUAUUAAUAGAUCAGUUAACAAAAAAAAAAUGUUAUUAAAUCAAAACAAAAUUAAAAUAAAAAGUGUUUCUCUUAAGUUAAAAAAAGAAAAAACAACUAAAAUGGACAUCAGCAAUCAUGUUAAUAAAAGAUUAAAUAAAUCAUUUGUUAAAUUAGAAAAAAAUUAUGAGUUAAUGAUAAAAAAAAAAAAAAGUAUGUUGACAAUUAAUAAGGAAAAAGCAAUGUUACCUCCAAAAAAUUGUGUAAAUAAAAGUGUAAAUUAUGAAAAAAAAAAUUCUGUGAAUAUAAACACAAAUAAAAUAUUAAAAAAAAGAAAUCUAGUAAAUGAAAGUAUUUUAUUUAAAGAAAUUAAAAAUUUUAUUUCCUUUUUAGAUGAUUUAGGCUGUUAUGAUAUCAAAUUUAUUAUAGACAAAAGAACUUUUAAUCAAUAUAAUUUUCCAAAACAUUUUUCAAAAUGUGCAUGUUUAAGUUUGUAUAUAAAGCUUAAAAAAGAAAGUUAUUAUAAUAUUUUAGUUCAUAAAAAUAAAUUAUAUGAAUAUAUUUCUUCCCAAAAUAUCAUAUAUAAAGGAGAAUGCACAAAUUCAGAAAAAAAUUACUCACAUACAAUGAAUACUUGUGAGGAUUUAAUAUGCCUAUAUCUGUUUGCAAAUUUUUCGUAUAUUUUAGAAAAUUUGUUAAUUUUUAAUGAAAAUGAUGUGUGCGAAUGGUAUUAUCUACUAGAUGAAGAAAGUAAAGAUAAUGUUUGCAGCAAUGAUAAUUUGAUAAAAACAGAUAAAUUGUGUAGAAAUAAUGAAAAUAUGAAUAAUGGAAUUACCGAAAAUAUUGAAUGUAAUAAAGAUAUUUCCUUUAAUGAAAAUAAUAAUUUAAAAUAUAAUUACGUCAAUAAAAAUGCAAAAAGUAAUAAAAAACACAUAUAUAAAAAUAAAUGGUCUUCCAGUAAAUAUGAUAAGGAAUUUUUAAAAAAUGUUUUUUUUUAUUAUUAUUUUGAAAGAAAAUUAGAGGAACAGGAUGAAAGUAGUAAUUCUAAUAAAAAACCAAAAAAUAAAAAUAUAAAUAACAGAACACAACUAAAAGAAAAUGAAAUAAAUGAAAAUAGUUUAAAGAAUGAUGAUGAAAAAACUAUAUGUAUACGUAUUUAUAACGAAAAUACGUUAUCAUUAUUAAAACUUAUUGAAAAAGCAUUUUUAGAAUGUAAAAAAUUUAAUGAAAAUUUUUUUUUUUUUUCAAAAAAUCUAAUUAAAAUAGAUUUUAUAAAAAUAAACCAAAGGGAUGGAAAAGCAGAAAUUAUAAUUAAUUUAGGUAUAUCCAUGCCUAAAAAUCAUUUUUAUUUAAGAACAAAAUUUUAUGAUUCUAUUAGAAAACUAGAAGGGUUAAAAAAAGAAAAAAAAGAAAGUAAUGCUGAUACAGAGGAAAGUAAAGAUUCAAUAUUAAAUUUAGAUGAACAAAAUUUAGAAUUCUUUUUGCAAUGUCAAAUAUAUAAUGGAAAUAAAGCAAGUAAAUGGAUAAUAGGUUUAUUACAAGAUGUUAGUAUAUCUAUAUGUUUAGAACAUUAUCAAAUUUUCAGAAAAUAUUAUUUAUUUCAAAAUUUCAAUAUAAUUUUUAAGAUUGAUAGCUUACCUAUGCAUAUAAAUUGCAACUCUUUUGAAAAAAAUGAUUACAACUUAAAAAACGUUAAAAAUAGCAAAAAGUUAUCAUACAUAAUAAAUAAAAUAUCUAUUUUAUAUAUUCAUUUUUUAAAAUUAGCUCAUAGAAAUAUAGUAAAAAAAUUAUUAAAGUUUGAUGAAAACAAAAUAUUAUAUAAAAACAAGGGAAAAUGGGUUAAAAAAAAAAUAAAAAAGCAUAAUACUACUACUAUUAUUACUUAUAGUGAUAACACAAAAAAUUCGCAAUUUAAUAAUUUAAAAAGUGAUAACAAUAUAACUUUUGACUAUGUGUAUAAGAUUGAUAAAAAUGAAAUGAAAUCUUUUAAUGAAAUAUAUCAAAUUUUUAAGAAAAAAUAUCUCAAUUUUAUCCCUAAAAAAUAUGAUAAGGAUGAUAUAUUUAGUCCUGUUGUUAAAAAUAUUUUUUUAGAUUGUGAAGAACUUCAAAUUUUACCUUGUCUUCAAAAAAAAGAUCAAAUGUAUUUUUUAUUCUGGAGUAAUAUGAAAAAUUCUAUUAAUAUAUAUCCAUUCUGUAAAUAUUUAAAUCAAAUAACUUUUUUUUUGCUAGAUUUAGGUUUAACAAUUCUACUACCUUAUUAUGAAAUUGACAACAUUGUUCAUAUGCAUAAAAUAAUAAAUUCAAAUUCCAAGAUUAAUAAUGCAAAUAUUAUAAAGGAGGGAAAAAUUUGUUCUGAUAUGGAAAAAGAUGAAAUAAUAACUUGUAAAAAUUAUGAAAAGCUUAGUUCAAAUGGAAAUUCAAGAAAUAACUCUGAUAACUUAAAAAAUAUGUCAAAUAAUAACGCAAUUAAUGAAAGUGUUUUGAAUAUAUCAUCUUAUUAUUUAAGAAGUGUUAUAAAAAAACAUAUUUCCAUUUAUAUUUGUUUUAUAAAGGACUGUUUAAGAGAAAAAAAUUUUUCUUCAGUUCUAUAUUUAUAUGAUUAUAUUUUUUCAGAUUUUAAAAAAGAAGGUUCAUAUGACUCACUUGUAAAAUAUUUGAAAUCCACUCCUCUUUUAGUGAUUCUAAAUUUUGAUUUAUCAUACUUAAAAAUGAAAAUUGAAAAUUAUAUAAAUGUUGAAAAUGAUGAAGAUAAGUUAGAAAAACUAGAAAAUAAAUCAAAUAGCAGUAAAGAUAUUCCAAUUUUUACAAACAAUUAUGAUGACAAUAUUAAAAAUAAUAAUUUUAAUGAUAGUUCUAUAUCUUCCUUUCAAAAUAGCUUUAGUAGAAUAAAAAUGAAAAGUUUAUCUAUAUGUUCUGAUAAUUUUUAUAAAAGUAAAAGAAAUAAUUUUGAUGUUGAAGAAUUCUUAAAUUUUGAUUAUAUUAAUAUUAUUAAAUAUGAUGAAAAUAUUAAAAUUUAUUCUUCUGAAUAUUUCUAUUUAUUUGAUUUAAAUAAAGUGUUUUUUAUAAAUAUUCGUUUUUAUUCAUCAUAUAUUUUAUCUCUAUUAUUAGAAGCAAAAGUCAUAUUAAAAUUAUCAUUAAUAAAUUUACCUAAUAUAUUGCAAUUUAAUCUAUAUCCUCACAUAUUUCAUUAUUGUGAUUUAUCUGAAAUAUAUAAUAUUAAAAAAAAUGAAUUUUCUUUUUCUGAUAACGAUUAUAUAACUUCCAACGAUAGUUUUAAUAGUAAUAAGAAUAGGAAUGUUUUAGUAUAUAAUUCUAAUGAAAUCCCAUGUAGAGGAUACGCAAAUUAUAAAAAAAAUAAGAAAAAAAAUUUACAUAAUUCCAUAUACGAUUUCAUAGAAGUUCCAUAUGAUAUUAAAAUUAUCAUUUAUAAUAAAUUAAUUUUAGACAUGAUUAAUGAAUUGCAUGGGAGCGAAAAUGUAAACAUUUUAAAUAUAUUAAAGGGUUUUCGUUUAUUAAUAACACAAGAUGUAUUACUAGAUAACAAUCCAAAUAAAUGUAUGUAUAUUCAUAAUAUUAGUGAUAUAAAGGAUAUUAUAAGUUAUGAUUUUAAUGAUUCUAAAAUCGAAAAAAUUUUAUUUUCAUUAGGCUACAAAAAAAUUCAUAAUAUUAUAUCAAAAAAUACUAUCUUUAAACAAUUUUUUAUAAAAAAUUAUGAAGAUACAAUGUUUUCUUUAUACAGAAAUAGAAAAACUUUAAAUUGGUACAUUUUAAAUGGAAAUGAGAAAACUUUUUUGUUAUUUAAAUUUUUAUCAUAUAUCCAGUUUAAUAAUAACAAUAUUUACUAUUUUAAAUCUUUACCAAUUUUUUAUUCUUUAAAUGAUUCUAAGUUUAUUAAUCUAUUAAAUACUGAAAAUAAAUAUGUUGUAGUUAAUACAAAUUUUCUUGAUUUAUUUAUUUAUAUAAUAUCAGUGGAAUUAAAAUUAUCAAAUGAUCAUAAAAAAGGUCAUAUUAUACCUAAAAAUGACGGCUACAAUAAUUAUUGCAACGAAAUUCACUUAAACAAAGAUGAUGUAAAUAUAAAUAAUAAUAAUAAUAAUAAUAAUAAUAAUAAUAAUAAUAAUAAUAAUAAUAAUAAUAAUAAUAAUAAUAAUAAUAUAAAUGAUAAUAGUAGUAAAAUAAAUAAUAACAUUAUUGAUAUAAAUAGUGAUAAUAAUAUAUAUGAUAAUAUAAACGCAAAUAAUAAUAUUUUUAAUAUAAAUAGCUUGAAUACUAAUAUGAACAAUAAAAAUAAUAUAAAUAAUGAUGAUAAUAUGUUUAAAAAUCAAAAUGAAUACAAAUUCAAUUCUUUCAUUAUUUCUAAUAAUCACAAACAUGACGAAACAAAUGGAUUUUAUACAGAAAAUAACAUUAGAUUAAUUAAGGAUGGUUCUGAUGAGGCAAAUAACAAUAUAAAUUAUAAUUUAAUUAACGAAAAUGAGAAUAAUAUAAUAAAUAUUAAGCAAAAUUAUAAAUUAAAUUUGAAUAUAAAUUAUGUAUUUUUAUAUGAUUCAAACGUUAGUCAGAAUUGUUGGAAGCAUAUUAAUGUAGAUUAUUGGUAUGGUUAUGAUAUCAUUAAACAUUUUUUCUUAGAAGUUUUAAAAAAUUGCUCGAACGAAUCUAUGUUUCAUAAAAUUAUACUUUUUAUAUAUGAAGAAUAUGAGAAAAAAUUAGAGGAAAUAAUUUUUUAUAAGAAACUAAAAGAAAGUAAUAUAAAUAACAACAGAAAUGCAGAAAAUUCUUAUAAUGAGUUUUUAAUAGACAUUAUCGAUAAAUUAAAGGAAAUACCCUUAAAAUUCAAAGAAAAUUUAAGAAUUUAUCAACUUUAUAACACAAAUGAUAGUUUAUUUAAAAUGUUUAUAAAUAACAAAAAAUUAUUUAAAUUUUUAUAUAUAUGCAAUUUCCCAUAUGAAACUAACUUUUUAGAAAGUUUAAACUUUCAUGUAAUCCCUGGAACAGUAGAAUUAAAUAAUUUUCUCUCAAUUUUAAUAAAUAUUUUAAAAACAAAAAAUUAUAAUAAGUUAGAUACAGGAUAUAUAGAAAUGAUAUUUAAUGAAAUAAAUUUAGAUUAUAGUAUAUAUAAUACCAAUUUUAAUAAAGAACAUCUAAAUAAAAAGAUUGACUGUAUUUUAAGAUAUAUUGAUGAAAAUUUUCAAUUUUUACUUAAAAAAAAAGAUACAUAUCUUUUUCAUUUAAUAAAUUCUUUUAUAGAGAUUUUAAUGAAUAAAAAAAGGUUUAGAAACAAAAUAAGAAAUUAUAAAAUUCUUGUAAAUUAUUACAAUGAAAAUAAUAGAGAAAUAGAAGGAUAUUUUAAAAAAAGGAUUGAAAAUAAAUAUAAUGAAAUAACAUCAAGUGGAACUGAAAAUAAUGAAAGUGAUAAUAAAAGUUCAAAUGAUGAAAAUGAAAAUGAUGUAAUUGAAAAAGAUGUAAUUGAUAAUGGUGUAAUUGAAAAUUAUGAAGGUGAAAAUUAUGAAAGUGACAAUGAUGAAAAUGAAAAUGAUGAAAGUGAAAAUGAUGAAAGUGAAAAUUAUGAAAGUGAAAAUUAUGAAAGUGAAAAUGAUAAACACGAAAAAGGAUUUCCAUACAACAAAUAUCAAUGUAAAGAAUAUGGAGAUGAAAAUCAGGAAAAAAUUUUGAUAUAUAAACAUAUGAAUACUAAAUGUGAUAAUAAAAAAAAAAAUAUACACAAUGAAAACCUUCAGAUUUAUAAAUACCCCCACCGUUAUGCAAAAAAAUUAGUAAGUGAUACUAAUUGUUAUUGGAGUGAUAAUGAGGUAGAUAUGAAAACAAUAGAAUAUAAUUCGUCAGAUUAUUAUUCUAAAAAAAAAAAUUUUAAUUUAAAUGUCUUCCCCAAUUUUUACAGUGCUCAUAAAAAUGUUUACAAAGAUAGAAAAAAUAUUCUAAAAGAAAGUAAACAUAUAUCUUAUGAUUUAUGUAAUUUUUACAAAAACACAUAUAACUCAGAUGAAAAUACCUAUAAUAAUAUAAUUACAAAAAAUAAUAAAAUAGAAAAAAAAUUAGAAAGAUUAAAUAUGCUGGGAGAUUUACAAAAAAUAAUGAAUGAAAAAAAAAAAAGUGAAGCUAAAGAUUCUAAAUUAAAAGAAAAAUAUAUAAAAAUGGUAGAAAAUGAUACAUUAGUAAAUGGUACAUUUAAAGAAAAAGAUUACAUAAAAAAUGAGACUGGCUUUUCUUCAAAAGAAAAAAUUAUAGAAAAUUCGAAAGAUUUUGAUAAAAAUUAUGUAGAAAAUUACCAAGUAAAAUUAGAAACAAACAUUGAUUUUGUGAAGGAAAAUAUGAAGUCCGGUAAUUUUUUUAAGAAACAAUUAAAUAGCAAAGAUGAAACAGAAUUAACAAAUAACGAAAUAAAAUCACAUAAUGUAACAAACAAAAAAAAGAAAACAAGUAUCAAAAUAUUAUAUGUACACAAAAAAGAUACAUGUGAUAAUAAAUGUGAAUUAUUACAAAAUUUAAGAUUGUUAUUUAAUUCAAAAGAAUUUCUAAAAGCUAUAUACGAAUUUACAAAAUUGUGCAAAAAAAAAAAAAAUCAUAAAAUUGGUGUAAUAGUUAAUAAAAUAAAAAAUAUGAAAUUAAUUUGUUCUGAAACUUUAGAAAUUGUAAAAUUUAAUAAGAUUACAAGAAUAAAACAAAAGUACAAUAAAUACUCUUAUUUCGUAAAAGAAAAUAAUUUUUUCUGUCUUUAUAUUUUACAUAAUUCUUUUUUGAGAAAUGAUAAUAUUAAAUAUGAAAUAGCUCUCUGUAUCAGGAAAAUUUUUAAGAUAUCAAAAAGAUUUCUUUCUAUUUUACAAAAAAUUUUGGAUAUUAAAAAUUUAUACUAUUUAUGCGAUUAUUUUUAUAAAAAUAACCCAACUAAUAAUAUAUAUGCAACAGGAGAGAAUGUAAAUAAUUUGAAUUACAUAAGUGUAAAUAUGUUUUGUGAAUUUUAUCAAGGUGAAUUUGUUGCCUAUUUGAAGAACUAUAACUUUAAUAUUUGUAAAAAUUCAAUGUUUGAUGAUAAAAUAAAAUUUUCAAAUUUUCAAUUCAUUUACGCUAAAAUUUUAAAAAUUUACAACAAUGAAGAUUCAAAAAAGAAAAAAAAAGGCCAUUAUUUGAAAAAAAUACAUAAAGACAUAAAUGAAUUUGAAGAUGAAAAUAAUGGUAAAGAAUUAGUAAAAGAGAAAAAAGAAAAAGGGGAAAAAGAAAGGGAGGAUGAAGAUGGAAGGGAAUACGGAGAAGUAGAAGAAGAAAAAGAAGAAGAAAAGGAUGAAAAAAAAAUAAAUGAAGAAGAAAAAUAUGAAGAAGAAAAAGAUGAAGAAGAAAAAGAUGAAGAAGAAGAGGAAGAAAAACAAAACCAUAAAGGAUAUAGCAUAAUUGAAGAUGAAUUUACAAUAGAAAACAAAGGAAUAGAUGAAAAUGAAUAUGAUAAUACGUCAGAGAAAAGUGAUAUAAACAACUUUGAGGGAAUCACAUUAAGGUAUAAAAACAGUAAUAAAAGAAGUGAUUUCUGUGAAAAUAUGAAAAGAGAUAAAUUAAAAAAAAAAAGAAAAUAUAAAUGCACUAUUAAGAAUUAUGAUAAAAAUGAAAAAAUAUAUAAGGACACAAAAGAAUAUAACUACACGAUAUUAUUAGAUAAUGAAAAAAAAUGUAAUAUUAUAAAAAAAACAGAGAAAGACAAAAAUGAAAGUUUAUACACAAAAGAUUCACCCUUAAUAAAAGAAAAAACAUUGACAAAUUUAAGUUUUUUUAAAGAAGAUGAUGUCUUAUAUAAUCAAGAUAAAAGCAAUUACGAUUAUAAAAAUUAUAUUGAGGUAAAAGAAAAUUAUUUUAAUGAAAUUUUUGUAAAAAAGAAAAACAACGGAAAUGAGAAAAGUGAGUUAGUAAUAGAAGAAACAAAACAAGGAGAGAAUUCUAAAACAAUUUAUAGAAAAAAUAAUAAAAAGGAUUUUACUAACACAAAUAUCGACUACAAAAAGAAAUUAUGUCAGAUAAAAAAAAAAAAUAUUUCUGAAUUAUCAGAAGGAAAUUCCAAAUAUUUUAUAGAAAAAAAUUAUAAAAAUAUGAAAAUAGGAAAGGAAAAUAAAAAUAAAAUUUAUAAUACGCGUAUUUUGAAAAAGAAAUAUAUUAUUGACUUAGGUGCAUAUAUAUCAACUGAUAUAUCUCAUUUAGAUUUAUUCAAAAUUGAACAAGAAAACAAUACCAAUUUUAAUUACAAAGAACAAAUUAAAAGUUUAACUGACCACAUUAAUAUAGAUAAUAAAUUAAAAAAAAAUGAAAUAUGUAAUUUAAAUGAAAAAUUAUUUAUAAGAGAAAUAAUAAAUAACAUGCAGAACAAUUGA
Plasmodium gallinaceum is the source of this 11865-nucleotide messenger RNA. Its product is annotated as conserved Plasmodium protein, unknown function. Lineage: Eukaryota; Apicomplexa; Aconoidasida; Haemosporida; Plasmodiidae. The coding region runs from base 1 to 11865 and encodes 3954 amino acids. The transcript has a single exon. The record is from RefSeq and is a predicted model, not a curated record.